This is a messenger RNA of Solanum lycopersicum (tomato), 1237 nucleotides long. RefSeq lists its product as uncharacterized. NCBI's taxonomy places the organism in Eukaryota, Viridiplantae, Streptophyta, Magnoliopsida, Solanales, Solanaceae. The record is from RefSeq and is a predicted model, not a curated record.
AUUUAUUAGGAGGAAAUAGGAUCAUAUGUUGUUGAUUUGAUUCCAAUUUAUGAGAUACAAAUCUUAUUAGUUGAGCUGGUGAGUUCAGAAUUAUCUAAUAUCAAAUUUUAUAAAACAAAGAAAUAAUAUUAAAAAAAUUUCUUUAAUUUUUUAUUUUUAAUUUUGCUAGUGAUUCAACAUAGCUAUAAUUAAAUUAUUAAUUUGCGGGAGCCAACCCCACCUCCCCUUGUUCAACAACAUGAUGUCGGAUUCAAUCAAAUUACUCUAACGCUUAAACCCUUUUCCUCUUCCUAUUUUCCCAUCAUUUUCUCCGUCCCUCUUCCUCCUUUCUCCGGCUAAACUUCCGGCGGACGGCACUAGCUCCGGCGUGACGUCCGACUUUAAUUUGAUUAACUCUAAAACACUUAGCCGUUGAGUAGUGAGACAGCACCAACACCACCUUUCUUAGUUUCUCCGCCAUUGCUAAUCGCUUGUAUUUUUUCGGUGCAUUAAUGGAAACAUCAAGUGGGUAUCUGAAUUAUCAUCAAAAUCCCUCUUUUGGUUCUUCUAGAAGAGACGUCUCUUACAGCUGUGGCAGUUGUGGGUAUGAGUUAAAUCUUAAUUCAUCAAGUCGCAAUACUGCUUCCAUUGGGUCCAAGUAUGGGAAGUCCAUUAAGAAAGGGAUGAUCUCCUUCUUGUCCAUUGAUGAGAGCAGAUUUACCCAGGUUGAUGAAUUCAAGUGUGUACCGUUCUUUUUCUCCAAACGUUCUUGGGGCUUGUUCCAGCGGCGAACAAAACUUCAGUGCAGAAAAUGUGGUAACGAUAUUGGAAUUGCUUAUGAUGAUAGUGCUUCUUCUUACCCACUUGUAGCCGAUGCAUCAGAUACAGCCUCCGGUAGUGAAAUAACCACUCAUAGGAAAUACAAUAUCAAAAUCCGCUCGUUGCAACCGUCUUCCUCAGCAUCGGGUACCCAAGAAAGGACUAUUAACUGGACUUUUCAGCCAUUAUGGACCAUUAAAAGCCCAGUCCACACCCUACAGAUAGUGCAACAAGAUGGUGCACAAAUUCUAGCAUGAAAUUUGGAGUUUAUUCAGGUAGUUUUGAGUCGAGAGUACAUUGAAAAUCACUUUUCCACCUUCAUAAUUUAUUUGAGCCAUCACAUUAGUAUGUUGUUAUUUUGGUAUUAACAUAAUUGUUUGACCCCGUCUAUUGUACAAUUUGCACUAUUAUAUACUACAAUGGAAUGGAUUUCAUUCAA